GAAUAGCUAAGUUCUUUUUCUUAUCAUCCCAUGAACAAAUUCUAGGUAAUUCAACCAAUCUUUCUGAUUUUGUUGUGGUUGAAGGUUUGGUUGGAAAUUUUGAUAUGACUGGAAAUUCUGAUGAGGUCGAUGAUUCUGAUGGGACCGGUAAUUUUGAUCGUAUGGGUGAGGUCGAUGAUUUAAACGGCGUCGUCGAAAAUUUGUCAGGUGAGCGGAAUGGAGUGAUGUCUUAUGGUUCCCUUGAUGCUUGGGAAUUUCACUCACAGCAUCCAGUGGAAUCCGAUCGGUGA
Messenger RNA from Paramuricea clavata, 290 nucleotides. NCBI's taxonomy places the organism in Eukaryota, Metazoa, Cnidaria, Anthozoa, Malacalcyonacea, Plexauridae. The record is from the annotation of a GenBank genome assembly.